ACAGCCACGCCCAUUAGGAAAAUGUCCUCUUCUUCUUCAAAAUUACUUCUUUCUGAAGAAGGAGAGCUCUCAAAGCUUUCAGAAGAAAAGAAAAAAGUCUCCGUCCUCCAGUGGCUGCAAAACCUGCCCCAAACAAUUCAAAAGACUUCCAAGGCUGAUUUGAAAGCAAAACAGAAAGAGCUGGUGGGUCAGUUGUGCAGCUAUGGUUUGCAAGGCGGACUCUCGCCUCCUCUUCGUACAUUGCUAUCAUCAUCAUUUGUGUGUAUAUUCAAUGAAGGAACCACAGUAGGUCUGAUGGAAUCAGUGAACAAAUGUAUCGAACUCUUAAAGCAAAGAGAUGACGGAGCCAUCACUAAUAAACAUACUGCUAUUGUGUGUGUUGGGGCAAUCUUUCGUCGGCAUGGAAGAAUGGCUGGUAGCUUAUUCCUAGAAGUGGUACAAGGAUUGUUGAAAGCAGCCAAACUGAUAGAGCUUCGUUCGGACAUAUGCCAAGCUUUAGAGGGAAUAGUAGAAGGCCUUGGCUCUUCCUCUGCCUCCGUACAUAAAGACAUAUAUAAAUUUCUUAGAAGCUCGUUGACUGAUAAACAGCUAAUCGUGAGGGCCCCAGCAGCAAGUUGCAUCCUGUCACUGGCCAGGCAAAGUCCCCUCUAUUACACUCAAGACCUUGACUCUCUCUCUCAGCUCUGUCUUAAAGGGUUUGAAAGCUCCGAUUAUAAUGUCCGCUGUGCCAUUGCUAGUCUCUGGGGCUCACUCCUUUAUUUCUCUCAGAAUCCUCCCUCACCUCAAGCCAAGGGAAAGGUCAAACUGGAAGAUGUUCUAGGUCUUUUGUCUCAGGGUUUUGUCCGUGGUUCGGGCGGGUUUCUGAAAGCUGGUGGUCCUGAACUGCUCAAGAGUGGCCUGGCUGGCAGGGAUGUAAGAGUAGGUGUAACUAUGACUUAUGUCUUCUUCCUCAAUGAAAUGGGUGGUAAAUGGCUUGAGAGGAACCUCCCCCUCGUCUCCCAAUCCAUCUUGGACCUCCUCUCUCAUCCAAAGACCACCUCUACUCACAUUGAUGCCGUCUACUCUAGGAAGUGUGUCCAGUUUAUAUUUAGGUCAAUGUUUGGCCGCCUCUUGAGUGAAUCAACACAGCUAAUAGCUGCCAUUCACUUGUGUAAAGUUAUCACUCAGUUAUCAGUGAGGAAUGUACCAACUGGAGAAGGGCGAGGGGGAGGAGAGGGAGAUGAGCCUGCAGGCGUUGACGUCAAGUCUACCGUUGCUAGACAGCACAUGAUGAUCUGUGCCUCUAGUGAGAUAUCAUCUCUGAUCAAGAGCUUAAACACGGCAUCACUUCCUCUUGUUAUAUCAGACACUGGAGUGGUGGGUGGGGAAAACCCCGCCCCUUUAAUUGAGGCUCUUAAUCACAUGCUCAUCAACCAGAGCAUUGCUACAAGGCUCUCAGGGGCUCAGUGUCUCCAUUACGUGGGUCUGGCUCUUCCUUCACAGUUGACACUGUUGCUUGAUUAUUUGUUAGUGAAAGUAAAGACAAACAGAGGACAUCCUCUUGGACUUGUGGGCUACUCUCAUGCUCUAGCUGCUCUUCUGGCUACUGCUAAGCACAAUGAGCUAGGGGUUCCUCUGAAGAAGGCAGAGGAGUUGUUUGAGUUUGGUAAAGAGCUCGUUAGCAUUCCAAACGAUAGGGGCAACCUCUCGAUCGCCUCGACUCAGAGUGGGUGGGCUAUUAUUGGAGCUUUUUUGACCCUGGGUGUCUCUUAUAUCAAGCCUCAUGUCAGAUCAGUAUUCACCAUUUGGUAUCAGACCUUCCCUCACUCUCACAAAGAGCUUCUCUCAGAGAUGAGUACUGGGACCUCUCACUCAUGGCAGCACACUCUUGAGGCUAGAAUAGGAGCUCUGACCUCUAUUGUUGGUUUUCUAACGUCCUGUGGUGAGAUACUAAGUCCUGAUCUCAACAAGAGGAUAAUGCUGCCAUUGGACUCUGUACUUGCACUCAUUUCAGGGCUAAGCAGCCUCAUUAAGACUCAUGGUGUACAGUUGAAGGCUCUCAGUGCUUCAAUCAGACGACGCCUUUAUCAGAACUUUAUACUAUUGCCACCUAAAGCAUAUGAAGGUUGCUUGAGUUCUCUUCUGAGAGAAGUCGUAUCAGAACUGACACUAACUGACUCAUCCACCACCACUACUUCACUCUUAAGAUCAAUGUGUCACCAUGACGACUGUGUCCUCCUUGGCUCAUGGCUGGAAGAAACUGACCAUCAAGAUGUUGAAGAAAUGUUACAGCCUAACAGUGCAGCUGGUUCAGGGGCUUUGGAACAUGACUCUGCCUCUGUGUAUUUACCUUCAAGUGAAUCAUUGGAUUUCAAUAAUCCAUUGCCACUGGGUGUGUCUGUCAUUGAUGCUUCUAUCAUACUCUUUGGUCGAGUGUUUCCAUUCCUUUCCUCAAAGCACCAGUUACAAUUGUUGAAUCACUUCAAGGAAGUCAUCAAGCAAGCCAAAUCCUUCCAACAGCAAGCCAUACAGAUUAAUGUCAUUACAGCUGUCCUCUCUGGUCUAAAGAGUCUAAUAGCCAGUAAGAGUUCCUUUAGUGACGAAGCUCUAAUAAGUGCAGCCUAUUCAGUUAUAUCAGGAGCGUUGACUAGUAGCAAUUCAAUGCUUUGUUGUGGAGCUGGUGAAGCAUUGGGCCGUCUCUCUCAAGUUGUCGGCGACGCUAGGUUUGUCGGUCAGAUUGUACAGAUGAGUGUAGAGGCACUCAAACCUUCCUCCUCCUCCUCCUCCUCUGGGUCUAAAGAGGUUCCCACUGGUCAUAUCCUUACCUUGGGGUGUCUCCACCGAUACGUGGGUGGGAUGAACUCUGGCCCCCACCUCUCCCUGAGUGUCAGUACGCUACAGGAUAUAGUGAAGGCUAGCGGUGGAGCAAUAAUACCACAGGUUUGGUCUCUUCAUGCUCUUUCCCUCAUUGCCGACAGUGGUGGGCCGUUAUUUAGAAACUUUGUUGACUCGACUCUAUCACUGCUUGUCAGCCUUCUCUUACAUGUAAAUAUAAUCAGCGUUGACAUGUACCGUUGCCUUGGUAACUGUCUGAGCGCUCUAUUGACUACGCUUGGACCAGAGCUACAGAUAGAGUCUCCUUCAAUGUGUGAGACUAGAGACAUGUGUCUAGCAGCUUGUGCUGUUCUUCAAACCCAUUCUGAUUCCGUAGUGCAAGCCACAGCGAUCAGCUGCCUUCAACAACUACAACUGUUUGCGCCUAAACUGGUUGUCAUGGAAACGAUCUUGCCCCGCCUACGUGACUCCCUCGACAGCCCUCACCUGUUGCUACGGCGAUCAGCAGCAAACGCGCUCCGUCAGUUUAGCCAGCAAGAGCCUCGGCUAGUCUGGGAAGAACUGAGAGAGAGAGGGAGUAAGAGUGGAGAGGAGAAAGGGCUAGAGCACUGUGUCCUUUCUAAACUAGACGUUGAGACUGACAGUAAACUAAGAUUUGAUUUAAAAGAGAUCCUGUUCAGUUUAUUGAGUGUUUUGGCACCCUACGAUCCAAUGAAGUGGCUCCUUUUAUGUAACGGAGUCCUUUCUGCUACCAGCCAGAAGGAAGGGGGCGGAGCACUCAUGGAUAUUGGAGGGGGCGGAGCUUCUGAGCAACCCUCUAAAACUGAUGACCAAGAUGAGGACAUGGCUCAGUUCACGACAGGAGAGGAGGAUCAGUCCGGAAAGACUCUCAUCAUUCCAAGAUGGCCGACUAAGGUUUUUGCCGUUGAGUGCUUGCGUAAGAUUUAUCAAGUUUGUCGGAGCGACCCGGCACAUUUUGACCUAACCCUGGCACAGAAAAAGAAAGAGAGCAAUGGAGGUGAUUAUCUUGUAAUGCAUUUGUCUGAGCUAGUGAGGACAUCAUUCAUAGCAGCUACUGCCAGUGUUGAUCAAUUGAAACUAACUGGAUACCAGUCACUACAGGAUGUUAUACAAUUGUUUGCUAGUGCCAGUGAUCCAGAAUAUCCAGGACAUGUACUCUUGGAACAAUACCAAGCACAAAUUGGUGCUGCCCUGAGGCCUGCCUUUACUCCAGAUACAGCUCCUCACGUGACUGCAAUGGCCUGUCAGGUCUGCUCAGAGUGGCUCGGCAGUGGAGUCUCUCGUCAUGUCGGAGACCUCAAGAGAGUCCAGCAGCUGCUAGUAACGUCACUCGAUAAAUUACAAAAAGGUCGUUCUGAGAAGUCCUUAUAUGGAGAAACCGUAGCAACCAUGGUUAGCCUGGCUGUGCUAAAAGCUUGGGCCGAGUUGUAUAUAAAAGUAUCGGCUGAUGGGAUCAAACAUCUUUCUACACCAGAACCGGAGGGAGGGGGCGUGACCGAGGGGACAGAGGACCUAAUAGAGCCCCACCUACCCAUACUCAGUAAAUAUUGGUUAGCGGCAGUUGAUGACCACGCCCAUCUCUCUCUCCCGGAUCAGUUUAACAGUCAGUUGCCUCCUGGUACGUUUUAUGCAGCUGGAAUGGGAUCUUAUGUAAAGUCAUAUUAUGAAACAAACUGGCCUUCCAUAUUAGAAGCUUGUUCACUAUGGGCUGCUAAGGAUAAGCUUAAAGAUGGCUCCAACAAAGAGCCAUCUUCCAGCGACAGUUUGGCUCCGCCUUUUGCCGGAAUGUUGCCGUUGGCGACCGGUGUGGUCCCGCCUCCAGACGAACGUCACGACACUUUUUAUUUACUGAUGGGCGUGGCAAUACAGGCUCUUUGUAACCCAGCCCUAUACGAUUCUCCUCAUACCAUAAAGUGCUGUCUGCAGUCAUUGCAUCAUCUUUUGUCCACGUCACUAGCACGUACCAUACUAACAACAGAUACUCAACUACUAAUGGAGGUUCUCAAUGUCCUUCAUCGUGUAGUACUCACUUCACGGAGUCCUGAUACUCACUUGAUCUCGUUUCGAAUAGGACUCUCCCUCACCUCGGGAUUAAAGCUUCAAGAGAGGGAGGAGAGGAUCGAGGAGGAUCAGUCUUGCGCUUACACAUUGCUGGUUCUCUCUAGCUGGGCCUUAUUGAAGCCGUCUUCUAAUAAAGAGCUGGUCUCAUUAGCUGUUCAACUGCUGCCUAAUGUAGUACAGUGGAUAUCUCCAACUGUCCUACACACUAUCCUUCCUAGUAUACUUUAUAUAAUGCUUUCUGUUGCAUCUAAUGUACAAGAUACUCCUCAGUAUGUGGCAGUUUUCUAUCAGUCGUGGAAGGAAUUGUGUGCUUACUCUCAGUCCUCACUCUUGAUACUUCAGUCGUCUCUUAAAACCCUCUUGAUGACGUCAGAGGACCAGCUGUCGUCGCUGACUCGUUUGAUUCUAAUGUCGAUAUUGUUGGUGAGUGUGGAAGGAGUGUGUCCUCCUUCAUCUGAUCUUUAUGAAGAGUUUGUGGAGUUUUUGAAGAACUGCUUUUGGAACAGUGAUAAAGAAGUUCAAUUGAAAGCUUUAAAAGUGUGCAAUAGCCUCUUCCCUGUACUGGGGCAUCAGUUUAUUCAGGACUCUGCUCCUGAAAUUGUAUCAAUCAUUCAAGGGAAGCCAAACACUUCCUCUCCUCCUCAAGAAGUCAUUAUCCAAGCAGCUCAAAUACUAGAGAACCUUCUUGAGCUGACACCAGAUAAUAAAAAGCUGACAAUGCUGGAGUUACUUGUCCCCCUCUUUGUCUCAUCUCUCUCCUCCUCCUCCUCUUCCUACAACAGUAAACUAAUCCACGAAACUCUUCUCCAAAAACUAACUGCCAUUGGUCGGAGGUACCCAGUCCCUUUCAGAACAGUAAUGACACCUGAACUCAAGUCUCGCCUUGAGGCUGCUAUCAAGGCCAGUGCUGCUGCUGCUAAUUCUGCUAAACAGGUCAAGCGAGGCGGCCAGACAGGUCAAACUAGUCGGGCUCAGCCAGCCAUUGCUCUUAAAAUGGAUUUUAGUAAUUUUAAAUAAACUUAGACUGAGUUACUGUCAGUAUUAUUAUUAUUAUUAUUAUUAUUAUUAUUAUUAUUAUUAUUAUUAUUAUUAGUGUCUUUUAUGCUGUUGUUCUUGUUCAUUACUUCCAUUGCUUUGUUCAAUUGUGCUC
This is a messenger RNA of Amphimedon queenslandica, 6046 nucleotides long. Its product is annotated as HEAT repeat-containing protein 5B-like. Gene Ontology annotation, cellular component: Golgi apparatus; endocytic vesicle; membrane. The record is from RefSeq and is a predicted model, not a curated record. The coding region runs from base 22 to 5913 and encodes 1963 amino acids. The transcript has 26 exons. Lineage: Eukaryota; Metazoa; Porifera; Demospongiae; Haplosclerida; Niphatidae. Gene Ontology annotation, biological process: retrograde transport, endosome to Golgi; endocytosis; intracellular protein localization.